CUGUGUGGAAUUGGGUUCCCCUGCUGCUGUAGAUCCGAAUUUGAGUACGACGGCGUUUUGUAGAUUCGUGAGGAUUGAGGAUGAUGGGUACGAAGAAAGCAGGGUACGGUUGGGCAGUGUCAGCGGGGCUCAACGCCGCUCUAGCUGCCAUAUCCGCCAAGCUUUUUAGCUCUCAUCAGAUAAUCAGGUAUGGUUUGGUACUACUGUUCAACCUCACAAUGUGGGGAUGUUAUGUCAACAGCCUUAGAGCUCUCUCUUCUCUUCAAGCUACGGUCACCAAUUUUGCUACCAACUUUCUCACUUCUGGCCUAGCUGGGUACUUUUUGUUUGAAGAACCAUUACCAUUUCAGUGGUUUUCAGGUGCCACGCUUAUUGUAGUUGGGGUCCUCAUCCUUAGUAAAUCAAGUAUUCACAAGAACAAGGCUAGGACAGAGUAAUUGACGUUUUCUUUCUGUAUCAAUAGAUCAAUCUCAUUCAGUUUAAAACUAAAAUACAAAAUAAAUGUUGUGUUCCAGGA
This is a messenger RNA of Humulus lupulus (European hop), 517 nucleotides long. RefSeq lists its product as uncharacterized. The transcript has a single exon. The record is from RefSeq and is a predicted model, not a curated record. Bases 81 to 437 code for a protein of 118 amino acids. NCBI's taxonomy places the organism in Eukaryota, Viridiplantae, Streptophyta, Magnoliopsida, Rosales, Cannabaceae.